AUGGCCAAGAAGCGGAUUUUGAGAAGGAAACGUCAGGAUUCAGACUCUACGGAAUCAUACAAGUCGGAGGAUUCGGAUAAAUUGGAGGCCGAUGCACAAUUGGGCGCUGACUUUUCAGAUGAUGGCGACAUUUCGGAUAGUGAGGUAAGCAAUAUUGCAAGUCCCACAAGAAUGGAUUGGGUUUUUGAAACAGUCGAUUGAACAUGAUUUCACUGACAAGGGAAGUACCCGGAAUGCGACGCUCAGAUUUUCUUUAAACAUUGCAUACAUGUCGGGAAUAGGCCCCAUAUCAAUUCCUAAAAGGCUUAGCUCCCGUUUUGCAGGCGGAACCAAGAAAUUCACCGAUCUUUACCGCCGGGAGAGUAAACGAAGCGCGGAAGGCGGCCAGAGAGAAAACCGCUUUUUUGGCCGUAUCUUUGCCAGUUCCGUGCGGAAAAAAAUAACUUUGUGUGGAAACAAUGCCCUCAAUUGCAGAAAUGAAACUUUUCAUACCAAGAUUCCGAACAGUGUCACAUUUUUUCCAACUUUCAGUCUAAAAAUGUCGGUCGUCUCGGCAAACGGGCUAACGCUCUCGCACAUGUCUGAGAAAAAAAAAUUCUAAUUUGUGCCAAGUUGCAUCAAGAUCGGAUUGUCGCACUUGGCUUACUUCCCCUGUGAGCUUGGAAAAAUUUUCUGCUGGUAUUUUGAACAGCGGGUCUCUGUACCUACAUUUUUUGUUCCCAACGAGGCAGUAUAAUGAUUUAAUUUACAUUGAGGCUAUGGACAUUCUUUUUAGUUACAAGUGGCUUUUCAAGAAGGCCUUUUAAGCGAUGGACUUAUUAAAAUUGGUGGAAGUGAGAAUGAAAAACGAGCUCCGAUAAAUAAAAAGGUAAUUUUAAUAAUUUUGUGACGUCAUUAAACUUUCAGGACGAUUUGAAACGAAAAGUCUUCCAAAUAAAGAAGUCUCUGCCGUGGACUGGAACUUUGGAUGUGGUAUUUAAUGAAGAGUUGUGCAUCGACGAUGAGCAAAAUGAUUUGGAAAGAGAAGCUGUUAUGUAAGUUGAAAUCGUGUUGCAUAUAUUUCGAAUUAUAGAUACAAACAAGCUUUUGACGCGGUCCACAAAUCCAUGCCAAAGCUUGAAGAAAGUGGAAUCACAGUUUUUCGGCCUGACGAUUACUUCGCUGAGAUGUCCAAGUCAGAUACUCAUAUGCAGAGAGUAAGGAGCUUUGAAUUUCCCUAUUAUCUUUUAAAUAUUCUAGGUUCGUGAAAGGAUUUUAGAAAUCCAAAAGGACAAGGAGCGAUCCGAGAAUGCAAAAAGGCUUAGGGAAGAAAAGAAAUUCGCCCAGAAGGCGCAGGCAUCGGCGUUGCAACAAAAACAAGAUAACAAGAGGAAGUUGGCGGAGGCUGUGAAGAAGCAUCGGAAGGGAAUGAAGGCUCAGCUUGAGACUAUGCUCAGUAAUGCUUCGAAUUUGCAAGAUGAAGAGGUAACUUUUAUUUUGAAUAUGUAUAUUGUUUUAGGAACACGAAAGGAAAGGAAAAAAGUUGAGCAGAGUUCAAAGGAACAAGAAGUUCGGAUAUGGUGGACAGAAGAAGCGAGCCAAGAAGAACACUUUGGACUCCCUCAAUGAAGCCCGAAAGCCGAGGAAGGGUGGAAUCAAGAAACGCCGUUAA
Bursaphelenchus xylophilus (pine wood nematode) is the source of this 1651-nucleotide messenger RNA. The record is from the annotation of a GenBank genome assembly. Lineage: Eukaryota; Metazoa; Nematoda; Chromadorea; Rhabditida; Aphelenchoididae.